GUGUAAGCACGGAACAGUGCACGAAACUAACCUGUCCAAAUUCUUCAAUACUAUUUACCCGGCUCGUAUAUUAAAUUUAAAUGUAAAAGUGUUUUAUUACUGCAUGUCGAUUCUGUAUAGAAGCUUUGAUAUAUAAAUGUACUUCGAAAUUAUUGCAAAAAUAUACUCAAAUAGCUACAAACAUGCUACGGUUGCAGAGACAAGUGUUAUUUAUCAGUGAAAUCUACACAGUUUCACUACAAUAAAGUUAAGGAACACGUGUAUUAUAAAGAAAGAUUAACCCGUUGAAAAUGGCAAAAUUGUAUUCAUAUUAUACGUUAUGUCCGCUUAUCGACCAGCAAAAUUUAUUAGGUGUUGAAAGAGAUUCGGAAAGUGGAUGCGCGAUUGUGACAUUAGGAAGAAAUAUUGUAAUACGAUAUAAGCUGCAAGAUUUGAAGCAGCUGAGUAGUUGGACAAGUAAAGACCGAUUAACAACACAAGUUAUUUAUGAUGAGACAACGCGUCAAUAUGCCGCUAUAUUUAAUGAGAAAAAAAUACGUCUUUGGUCUGCAGAAGAGACAGAUUUAAAUAAUAUUAAAGGUUAUAAAUUUCAAUCUGCCUUACAUACGAUUCUUACUUUUGAAAGUCAUCCUCCUGUACUGGUACGCAAAGAUGGAGCUACCGCUUCUUUAGAAUGGGCUAUAGAAAAUAGGAAAUCAUGGUCUACAGAGGGCAUUUUAAAUGCUAAUGAGAAAAUAUUAGAUUGCCAUCUGAUUUGUAAUUCUGGGAAAAUUAGUUUAUGUUUAUUAGUUGAAUCUAAAGAAACUUACAGUUGUGUAUUUGUUAAACUGAACACUGAAACAUAUUUAGAAGAAAGAGAGCGUGUACAAAAAUUCCAGUUAAAACAGAAUUCAGAAGAAUUAGUUGGUUACACAGUAUUGCAAACCAAAAAUAGAGCUUGUCUCUUAACAUUGUGGUCACAUGGCAAGUUGUACAGUUAUUCAUUAACUGAAACCAAUAAUGAAUCUAGUUCAAAUACAUUAAUUGGUGUUAUCAACAAUAUUAAUACAAGAGAUCCUGUAGUUAUGACCCCAUUGAAUGAAACUACUGUGGCAAUGUAUGGUGCUGAUGUUUCAGAGGAAGGUGCUAUACUAAUGAUUUAUAAUGUGCAAUUUAAAUUGGUUCAAGAUGUUCAGAAAUUGAAGUUGUAUACAAGAGAUGCAAAAUUAUGGAAAAUUGAAGAUAAAUUGUUGCUUGCUGCUAAUCGACAUUUGGCAAUUGCACCCUACCAUUUAGCACCACAAAGAAUAGCAACUUUACUUGGAUCAUCUUUGCGCUUUAAAGGUAGCGAUGAAAAUGCCGAAGAUGAUGAUAUUGUUGUAAUACAAGAAACAACUGUAGCCCACUGGGAAAAAGGUGAAUCAAUUCCCGUGAAACAAUCGAUAGAGAAACCUCCUAUAAAACUUUCCAGACAGAUAUCAUCUUACGUGAACGAAGGAUUGAGCGACGCUGCAAUACAAGAAAUAUUAAUUCCACAAUUAAUAGAGUCAAAGGACAUUGAAGCAAUUAUAUGGUGUUUGAAUAAUUUUAAGGAUCUACCAGAAAAAUUAUUAACCGAUCUUUUAAUUUUUUCACUAAGAAGUCCUGAUGCAACGUUUGUACCAUUACAAAAUGGUAUAGCUGAUGACUCUUCAUCUUACAGAAACUUGCACACAAGAAAUUAUUUUCUUGAUAAAAUAUUUAGCUUAACUUAUUCUGAUGUUUCUUUGUCAUCAUAUCUAAAAAGUGGUUUAAAUUUCGACGAAGUACUUCAAUUAUUGCAAUAUUUAACACAGAAAUUGGAUGAUCAAGAAGAUUUUCUCGACGAUAUUAUAGAACAGCCUACUGACAAACAAUUGUACGAAUGGUCUAGCUUAUUAUUAGAAUCUCACUAUCAACGUUACAUAUUGUCACGAGAUCCAGAAGUGCCGAUACUUCUUAAUAAAUUAAGCUACGUUUUAGACGAUCAUCUACAAUUAUUUAAGGAUAUGGAAAAUUUAAGGCCUAUCUUAAAAAGAACUAUUAAUGGAAAAUCUUCAAAACUUUUACAAAAAGGACGCAAUAAGUUCUAUGCUAUAGAAGAAAUUAAACUGUAUUGAAAUUUAAAAAUCUCUAUUUCUUUCUUUUUUCCUUUCAGUAUUUUAUGUAAAUGAAGUUGUAAAAUGUU
Molecule: messenger RNA, 2185 nt
Organism: Megachile rotundata (alfalfa leafcutting bee)
Lineage: Eukaryota; Metazoa; Arthropoda; Insecta; Hymenoptera; Megachilidae
Product: nucleolar protein 11
Biological process (GO): maturation of SSU-rRNA
Cellular component (GO): nucleus; nucleolus
Molecular function (GO): RNA binding
Source: RefSeq, a predicted model, not a curated record